AUGGCUGAGGGGAAAAGACAUUGGAACAAGGAAGAUGACCUGCCAGUGUACCUGGCCAGACCGGGCACCACGGCUCAAACACCCCGCCAGAAGUACGGGGGGAUGUUCUGCACCGUGGAAGGUGCCUACGAAAGGAAGACAAUAGAUUUCGACGCCUACAGCGUGGGGCGCAGGAGCUGCAAGGCGUCUCGGAGCUCCAGCAGACAGGACCUGCUGUCGCCGGAGUCAGACGGACUGAGUGAAACCGCUAGCGAUGUCAGUGAGGUCUCCGGCUCGGUCAUCAGCUCUCCCGGCGAGAGGGAGGAGAGAGCCCCGCUGGAGAUCAAACCUGCGACCGGCAAGGAGCUGCUCCAGGACUGGGAGCAGGGCAAGGGUGAUCAAAUUCUCAUCAAAGGUGGGAGGAUCAUCAACGAUGACCGGUCUUACUAUGCCGAUAUUUAUCUAGAAGAUGGAAUCAUAAGACAAAUUGGGGACAAUCUAAAUAUCCCUAACGGUGUGAAAACCAUUGAGGCAAAUGGCAGGAUGGUUAUUCCAGGAGGAAUCGAUGCAAACACCUAUCUACUGAAACCCUACAUGAACACUACUAGUGUGGAUGAUUUCUUUCAAGGAACAAAGGCAGCCCUGGCAGGAGGAACCACAAUGAUAAUUGAUCAUGUUGUGCCCGAGAAGAAUGCCACUUUGCUGACUGCUUUUGAAAAGUGGCAUGAGGCAGCUGACAACCGAUCCUGCUGCGAUUACUCCCUGCAUGUGGACAUUCCUCAGUGGAACGAAGGCAUCAAAGAAGAGUUGGAAAUCUUGGUACAAGAGAAAGAUAUUAAUUCUUUUCAAGUCUACAUGGCAUAUAAAGACAUGUUCCAGAUGACAGACAGUGAGCUUUAUGAAGCCUUUACUUUUUUAAAGGAUCUUGGUGCUGUAAUAUUACUCCAUGCAGAAAAUGGUGACUUGAUUGCAGAGGAACAAAAGCGAAUCUUGAACAUGGGAAUUACAGGACCUGAAGGUCAUGCAUUGAGUAGACCCGAAGAGCUGGAGGCUGAGGCAGUAUACCGAGCGAUCACGAUUGCCAAUCGGAUCAACUGUCCCCUGUAUAUCACCAAGGUGAUGAGUAAAAGUGCAGCGGAUGUCAUUGCUCAAGCCAGGAGAAAAGGAGCUGUAGUUUUUGGAGAGCCAAUCACUGCAAGCCUUGGGACAGAUGGAACACAUUACUGGAGCAAAAACUGGGCCAAGGCUGCGGCUUUUGUGGCGUCACCACCACUGAGUCCUGACCCCAGUACACCUGACCACCUGAACUCACUACUUGCCUGUGGAGAUCUGCAGGUCACAGGAAGUGGCCACAGUACAUUUACCACUGCUCAGAAAGCCAUUGGCAAAGAUAACUUCUGCUUAAUCCCUGAAGGCACCAAUGGUAUUGAAGAGAGAAUGAGUGUUAUCUGGGAGAAAGCUGUGGCCACAGGUAAAAUGGAUGAGAACCAAUUUGUCGCUGUUACGAGUACCAAUGCUGCCAAAAUUUUCAACCUGUAUCCAAGGAAAGGAAGGAUAGCUGUGGGAUCGGAUGCUGACCUUGUCAUCUGGGACCCAGACACAGUUAAAACAAUCUCUGCAAAGACGCAUCGCUCGGCUGUGGAAUAUAAUAUCUUUGAGGGAAUGGAAUGUCGGGGUGCUCCAAUAGUGGUCAUCAGUCAGGGGAACAUUGUCCUGGAAGAUGGGAAUCUGUAUGUUAAUCAAGGAACAGGUCGAUUUAUCCCUCGUAAGCCAUACCCUGAAUAUAUAUAUCAGCGUAUCAAGAUUCGGAACAAGUCAACGGAACUGCACGCGGUGGCUCGAGGGAUGUACGAUGGUCCUGUGUAUGAAUUCCCAGUCACACCUAAAUAUGUCACUCCAGCUCCUUCAACCAAAACAUCCCCAACGAAACCACAGCAUGUACCAGUGCGAAACCUGCAUCAGUCUGGAUUUAGCCUAUCAGGUGCCCAGUUUGAUGAUAACGUUCCACGCCGUUCUGGACAUCGUAUUGUCAAUCCUCCUGGAGGACGCUCCAACAUCACAAGUUUAGGUUGA
This is a messenger RNA of Hemiscyllium ocellatum (epaulette shark), 2052 nucleotides long. RefSeq names its product dihydropyrimidinase-related protein 1-like. The transcript is spliced from 14 exons. NCBI's taxonomy places the organism in Eukaryota, Metazoa, Chordata, Chondrichthyes, Orectolobiformes, Hemiscylliidae. Gene Ontology annotation, cellular component: cytoplasm; cytosol. Bases 1 to 2052 code for a protein of 683 amino acids. The record is from RefSeq and is a predicted model, not a curated record. Gene Ontology annotation, molecular function: hydrolase activity, acting on carbon-nitrogen (but not peptide) bonds, in cyclic amides.